GAGUAAAAACGGUGCUACUUUAUUUCAAAUCACUCAGCGCAUACAGUGGCUCUAGCGAUGCCCAAGUCUCUGGAGUGGAGCUGUCUGCGUGCCUUUCAUCCCGACAGAUCUGCUCUACAGGAGACAGACACCAGCUUCAAUAACUGACUUCUCGAGAGAACAUGGGUCAAGCGAAGCUCACCAAGCCCCUCGCAUUGGCCAACAGAAACGUUUUUAUUCAGCAUUUGGCAAAUGCGACACAUUACUUUCACUCACGCAUCUUUUCCGAUUAUAACGGAUACUUCCGCUGCUCCGUCUGUCUGCGCGCGAAGACGAUGAAUCAACUCUGCAAUGCUGCUUUCGCUGGAUGUACUGUCUCCUCACCACGGACAGGCACGAGCGGGUGAUUUGAACACAGAGCCUUUCCAACGGAGUGCACCAGACGGGUCCCCAAGCCGACAGCCCCCUCAGCGUAUGAGGGACUGGAGACCUGAUUGACCAGAUGGCGUGCAGCACGUGCUACUACCUGGUCAUUAGCUCCACGCACCUGAGCAAUGGACAUUUCCGCCGUGUCAAGGGAGUGUUCCGAGGCCCCCUGUGUCCCGGAGCAGUUCAGUCACCGGAUUGUGCUGAAAGGCGUGUAGGAGCUCCUCUUGAGGAUCCCAAGGCCCACUUCUUCUGUGAGCUGUGUGACAAGCAGUACCUCAGACACCAAGAGUUUGACAACCACAUCAACUCCUAUGACCACGCUCACAAACAGAGGCUGAAGGAACUGCAGCACAGAGAGUUCGCUCGCAACGUGGCCUCCAAGUCGUGGAAGGAUGAACGCAAGCAGGAGCGAGACCUGCAACGCCUGCAUCAACUGGCACAGCUGCGGCAGCAGAAACAGCGAGCCACAGGAUGGGUCUGUUGCCUCAGAGGAACCAGAGGGCUUAGACAUGAGUCCAGUCCUGGGGGUAGCAACCUGACCCACAGCCCUCUUCCCACCCCACCCCAGACCUCCAGUCAGCCCUGUACAAGCCCCACUAAACCCCAGGCACUGGGCCAAUGCUCCCAUCUCCGCCCUCACAUCCACUCCCCUCCCCAACCUACUAAAGCACAAGAUCCCUCAGUUGAAAGACCUCCUGCUGUGAAUCCCCAGUCUUGCCUGGACCUGUCACCUCCGCACUCUCUCUCUGGGUGGGACAGGGAUGGCACCAGGGUGGGGGUCUCCUUCUGCUUCUCCCGGAGGGGGCAGAGGCUGGAACCAUCUGCAUCUGUCUUCUCAGACCAGGAGGAGGAGGAGAAGGUGGGGCAAGGGCAGAGAAAGGCCCGAAUGAAGAUGGAAGAGGAGAAGAUGGAUGAAGAGGUGGGGCAAGGUGCUGAGAUGUCGACACAAACCCUCCUCCCAGAGCAGCGGGGUGAGGGGGAAGAAGGGGAGGAGAGAGAGCGUAGCUUAAUGAGGGACUGUUUGGGGCAGAAAGAAGAGCAGAGCCGAGAACAUCCAGUGUACCGCAGCACUUCAGAAAGCACCUUUAAACACAGGGAUAGAAUAGAGGGAGGCAUCCCCUCAUCCUCUUCCCCCUCCUCUUCCUCCUCCUUGGCCAGAACACGACCACUCUGGCACACACAAGACAGACAGAGGAGGCUAUGGGGGAUGAGGAGAGGAGGCCGAGGGCAGUCUCCAGCCUUGUAUACGUGUGUGCUCGGCAAAGACGGGUCCAGCAGUUUGAGAUGGCCGGUGGAGCUCUUGAAGUUCACCAAGACUCAACCUCCUCUCUCCUACAGCUGCAGACCUCGCUGUCUCUGUUUCCACGGCAACCACAGCGGAGUGUUGAAGGGUCGUCAGAACACACGGAGGAAAGAAGGGCCCAGCUCACACAUGCGCGUAGAGGAAAAGAGCUCUCACACACUUCCUGUGCGGAUAGAGGACAUCAACUCACACACACUUCUGACAGUUACCAAGGAAUUUAACUCGCACACACCAGCUAUGCCAACAGAGAAUAUUUACUCACACUUAAGCCCCAUUCUCACAGUAGACGCGAACUCACACACACCCCUCACGCACACAGACGAGGUGAACUCACACAUACUAACACACACAGACAAAUCUUACUCACACACACUCCUCACACUCAAGUCGAACUCAGGCCUGCGCCCCCCACUUGUCAAGGAUCAGAAGCAGCUCCACGGCAGAGCUGUUCCCCCCCAGACAGAGAACAAAAGGAAGACAGAUAUACAGUCUGCAGAAGCACAUCCCCCCCCCCAGAAACAUCCACCCCCCCAGACACAGCUACCACCCCAGAUGCAUCCGCCCCCCCAGAUACAGCCGCCCUCCAAAACACAGCAAGCCGCCCACAUAGAGAACAGGAGACAAGCUGUGUGGCGUCAGAUCGCAUGCAAGGGACAGAUCAACCCCUUCCCUGACCUCAGUCACGAUGACAGGAAUAACAAAAACUCCCACAAUCCUCUGAGGUGGAGCUCAGGAGGCGAGAGACGGCAGAGGGAGCGAGCUGUAUCUGCCGGCGACCGCAAAUUAGACGAUGUCAGCAGGCCAGCCAUGGAGGGUGUGCAAGCGCGCCAGCCCAGGUAUGUGUGUGGGAGCGACACUUGCCCUGAGCGUGUGUGUUCUCAGCCCGUGGGCGGCUUAAACGCGUUGCCCAGGAACAGAAGUGAUGGUGCAAAGAGACAUCGGCUCAUGGAGAGGAAGAAAGGAGUGGGAGGAGGGACUUCAAACAAGUGUGGAGCGACAGCGUGCAGUCUGAAAAGCGUUGUUGCUACGGUCUCUGGGGAGAAGAGAGGACACACCGGGGCCCGGGUGGGGGGUAGGAGGAGGAUGGAGGAUGAGGGGAAGAUGAAGGUUGGGAGGAGGAGGAGGAGGGAGGAUGAAGGGAACACGAAGACGGGGAGGAGUGUUCGCAGGCCAGCGAGUGGCUGCCUUUCGCACAAGAAGAAACCAACUGCCCCCAAACACAAAUCACCCCCCUUCCCCUCUCCCAUGACGGUUUCCAAAACUACACUGGACUCAAACCUCAACCUUGACCCUGUGAUCCCUGACCCCAGCCCCCCUAGGGCCCCCCUGCAGAAGAGGAGCCUCCCCCUAAUAGACCUCCAUCCCUCCCCCCGCACACCCCUUUUCCCCCUGACCCUGCACCCCCUGCGGCCUCAGACGUACAUAGACAAUGUCUGGCCCUUGAGGUUCCAGCAGAAAGCGCUGUGA
Molecule: messenger RNA, 3178 nt
Organism: Hypomesus transpacificus
Lineage: Eukaryota; Metazoa; Chordata; Actinopteri; Osmeriformes; Osmeridae
Exons: 7
Coding region: 482-3178 (898 amino acids)
Cellular component (GO): nucleus
Source: RefSeq, a predicted model, not a curated record